UGACGACAUGCUGUUAUUUUUAUCGCGGUGACCUCAUCUCUGAUGGAGCACCAGGACUCCAGGACCGAGUGUCUCCGCUCCAAUUGUCCACUGCUGCCGCCUCCUUCUCCCACUACCGACAGCCACACGGCCUGGGGACAGGCCGUGGAACCAGCCGGGGACCAGCCCGGACCCUGACGCUGCCGCCCGGACUCUGACGUCGAGUUUCCGACGAGCUUGAAGCUGCUGCAGAAGAAAAAACACAAUAAACAGUAAACACUGCUGGACCACCACAUGCCCUCCUGAUGACAUCACACCGCUGUGACGUGAUGUCACUCUGCUUCUAGUGACUUCCUGCCGCCGCCCAGGAGGGGGAGGGGGGAGGGGGGAGCCAGGAUGCCGAGGCCCAGGGCGGUGCGUCCAAUCGGAGCCCAGGCCCUGGUGGCCCUGCUGGAGGGUGGUCUGGACCGGGUGGUUCUGAUCGACAGCCGGCCCUUCGUGGACUUUAACUCCGCCCACAUCCUGGAGGCCGUCAACGUCAACUGCUCCAAGCUGAUGAAGAGGAGGCUGCAGCAGGACAAGGUCCAGAUCAGCGAGCUGCUGCAGCACUCGGCCAAGAAGAAGUUGGAGCUCCAGGUGGACCAGGAGGUGGUCGUCUAUGAUCAGAACUCUUCAGACCCGACUGCUCUGAGCUCUGAGUCCUUCCUCAGCGUCCUGCUGGUCAAACUGGAGAGAGGCUUCCCUUCAGUUCACCUGCUUACAGGUGGGUUCUCCGAGUUCUCCCAGCUGUUCCCGGGUCUGUGUGAGGGGAAGUCCACCCUGGUUCCCUCCUGCAUCUCCCAGCCCUCUUUACCCGUUACCAGCACCGGACCCACCCGCAUCCUGCCUCACCUUUACCUGGGCUGCCAGAGGGAUGUCCUGAACAGGGAUCUGAUGCAGCAGAACGACAUCGCCUACGUCCUGAACGCCAGCAACACCUGCCCCAAACCCGACUUCAUCCUCGACUCACACUUCCUCCGAGUUCCCGUCAACGACUCGUUCUGUGAGAAGAUCCUGCCCUGGUUGGACCGAUCGGUGGAGUUCAUAGAAAAGGCCAAAGCCUCCAACGCCCGGGUCCUGGUCCACUGUCUGGCUGGAAUCUCCCGCUCAGCCACCAUCGCCAUCGCCUAUAUCAUGAAGAGGAUGGACAUGACUCUGGACGAGGCCUACAGGUUUGUGAAGGAGAAGAGGCCAACCAUCUCUCCUAACUUCAACUUCCUGGGUCAGCUGCUGGACUUUGAGAAGAAGAUCAAGAGUCCCAUUGGUCCUGACAGUAAGCUGAAGCCUGAUGGUCCUGGUCUUCCUGAGGAGGCUGCUGGCUGCCUGGAGGCCCCUGGGGGCCCCGGUCUGGCCCUGCUGGAGCCCCUGACGCUGCCCUGCGUCCUGGCCGAUGCCCCAGAGGACCGUCUGCUGGCCCAGGCCCUGAGUGGCCUCCAGCUGGACGAGGACAGCACCCGGCUCAAGCGCUCCUUCUCUCUGGACAUCAAGUCGUACGGUGAGCCGGGCGGAGGCUCCGCCCACCGAGUGUUUGCACCUCACGGCAGCUCCACGGACGACUUCUACAAAACGUCAGCGUUCAAAGAGCCGGGCGGGAAGCUGUGUCAGUUCUCUCCGGUGGAGGAGGUGUCGGAGCAGUCGACCCCGGAGCAGAGUCCAGACAAGGAGGAGGCCGACGGGCCACAGAGAGCCGCCGGCUUCACCAAAAAUCCGACCAACACCCAGACCAGCGUUGAGGAGAGCGCCGCCAGCUUCCUGUUGGGUUUGUCCCACAGCCAGCAGCACUUGGCCAAGGUCGGGUCUGGCGGCGCCCUGAAGGGAUGGCACUCCGACAUCCUGCUGGGCCCCGUCACCGGAGGUUGGUACCUGUCCUCAGAGUCCACCCGCUUCUACUCCACCUCCGCCGUCCUCGGCAGCGGCAGCUUGGCGGCCUUCGGCUGCAGCCACGGCCUGGAGGCGGUUCGGCGCCGCAGCCGACAGAGAACCGGAGACCGCGGAGACUCGAGGAGGAGCUGGCACGAAGAGAGCAACUUCGAGAAGCAGCUGAAGAGGCGCAGCUGCCAGAUGGAGUUUGGAGAUGGACGGACGGACAGCAGGUCCAGGGAGGACAUGGGGACGGUGGGAAGCCAGUCCAGCUUCUCUGGCAGCAUGGAGGUCAUCGAGGUGUCCUGAGACCUGCAGAACAUCUGGAGGAUGAGUCGAGAUGCUUUGACGGAACACUUAGGUUCUGAUGCCUUAAAUGUGAGGUUCUGGUUCUGAAACAGACGACGCUUUAAUGUUUACUGAUCUGAUCCUUAAAGCUCUGUAGAUGUUAGAACAUGGGACUGAAAGCACAGAGGAGGAAGAAGAACCUUUAUUGAUCCGUCUGCAGGAAGCUAACCCGUUAGCGUGCUACAGCUGGUUCUGAUGGAACAUUCUGGAGGAACUGCAGAACCUGAAGUGAGAACCAAACUGAUCCAUGUUUUAUAGAUCACUGCUGCUGGUAUCCAUCACCAGAAGGAUCUGAAGGUUCUCUGGGAGGUUCUCUUCGACUAAAUGAGACUUUUUCACAAUUUUCUGACAUUUUAUAGAUGAUUGAUUAUUGGUUGAUUAUUGGCUAUUGAUUGAUGAUCAGCUGCAGGACUGAAGUAUUUUUGUGAAUGAACCUUUAAUCUCUGACGGACUCUGAGCCUGUGAAUGUUUGAACCUUCUGAUCAUAACAGGAAGUGGACCUCCUGCUCUUCCUGUCUGACAGGUGACUCACCUGUGGAGCUCCAACAGGUAACGUUGCAGUUGAGGAGGAUCUGAUUCACCGAGUAGAAAACAGUGAAAUAAACCAUCGUGCUCCACUGUUUAGACAAACCUCAUGUCUUUGAUUCAAAUCUUCCUAAAGUUCUCCUCAGAACAUCUGGUUCUUCAUCUCCAGAGUUCUGCCUUCAUGCUGUGGAUAUCUCCAGUAGAAGCUCUGCAGAUAUCCACAGCAUGAAGGUGAUUUUAAAGGGAUGAUUCAGGUGUUUGCUCACCUGUCAGCAGGUAACUCUGGGGCUGAAUCCCAAACCGCCCCCUACACACUAUCCCUACACACUACCCCUCCGUUUGCGCGUUCCCGUGGAGGGUCCUCCAUAUUAAGGGCCGUCCCAAACCGCGUAGUGUGGAGGGAGAGUGGACUGUUCAGCCCUUAAAUAGCGAGUCUGCAUCGAUGCACACUCUGGACAACUUUUUCAGGAAGUGCAACGUCCAAAUGGAGGAGGAAACAACAUAUUGAUGUGAGUUCCACAUGCAUCGUUUAUUUCUCCCACGCCUUUUUCACACUGACAGAACAUCACAAAAAGAGUGGUGAAAAAAGAUAAAAAAAGAAACAAAUCUUCUCUGCUGACGUUUGAUUUAAUUGUGCACCCCCUGACACCUUAAAAUUUGAACACAACUGACAGAAUUCAUUCAUUCAUUCAUUUGUUGGAUCUGAAAUGCCAGAUAAUAGGAUUGGAAAACAUGUGAGUGAAAAAAAGUGGGACGCUUUCGUCUUCUGGAAGCAGCAGCGAUCCUUGUUAGUUGCAACCUGUGCCACAGCGCUACAGCCAUGACAGUAGGCGUCUUUGUGUUACCAUGACGAUGACGUCUUCCGUUUUCCGGUGAGGCGACAGGGCAUCCCAUUCCUGACGAUCGUAUUUAUACCCUCCCCCUUCAGUAAUAGGUGCCCUCCACAGCUGCGAGUGUGACUUCUUUUGGAGUGACACUCGGUAGUGUAGGGGGAGUGUGUAGGGGGAGUUUGGGAUUCAGCCUGGAUGUUUGAGUCUCAACCUUCUCUGCUUCUGAUCUGAUGGGUUUCAACUCAGUCCACAGCGGCCCCUGCUGGACCAACCAGGUAACUACAUUUUAUGCAUAUUUGCAUCAUUUCAGACAUUUUAAAAAUAGUUUUCAACUAGUUUAAAUCAUCUUAGACAAAAUUUUGAAUAUUUUUGAUGACUGUUUCUCAAACAUUUUUUUUUUGUUUUGACAAAAAUUUUGUAAUAUUUUGGGUAGUUUGGGUAAUUCUGGACAUAUUUUAGUCAUUGUCAUUCUUAUCUCCAUGUUUUUGUACUGAGGUUUUACUUCUGUUACUGCAGCAGAGUUCCAGCAGGAGGCGCCGUUACGCUGAGAAACUGAUGAUUGGUUGUUUGACUUCCUGUUUGUUGACUGGAAGUUUUUAACAAUGAUCCUCCUCCAUUCUUCUACCUGUUAGUAAACUAUUUCAUUAUU
This is a messenger RNA of Acanthochromis polyacanthus (spiny chromis), 4230 nucleotides long. It is a transcript of the gene dusp16, whose product is annotated as dual specificity phosphatase 16. The record is from RefSeq and is a predicted model, not a curated record. The transcript is spliced from 7 exons. Lineage: Eukaryota; Metazoa; Chordata; Actinopteri; Pomacentridae. Gene Ontology annotation, molecular function: protein tyrosine/threonine phosphatase activity; MAP kinase tyrosine/serine/threonine phosphatase activity. Gene Ontology annotation, cellular component: nucleus; cytoplasm. Gene Ontology annotation, biological process: protein dephosphorylation; negative regulation of MAPK cascade. Bases 376 to 2187 code for a protein of 603 amino acids.